AUGGCUCAAAACUGGCCAUAUGUCAUCAACCUUAGUAACAGUAUUAUUGGUAUUUCUACACUGGCUAUGCCAUUUUGUUUUAAACAGUGUGGAAUUCUACUAGGUAUUUUACUGUUAUUAUUAAGUACAUGGUUAACACUGGUAUCAUGUCAGAUUUUAAUGAAGGCAGGAGUUACCUCCAGAAGGAGCUCGUAUGGAUUUUUAGCGUAUUAUACUUACGGUGUGUCUGGUAAACUGGCUGUUGAAUUAGGUAUGAUAGGUUUACAGAUAGGUACAUUAAUAGCUCAAAUUGUUGUUAUUGGAGAUUUUGGACCAAUUAUAUUAGCCAAGAUAUUUGGAAUUCCUAGUUCUAGUAAUCUGCGUACCGGAUUAAUAAUGUUUCUAUGUUUAGGGGUAGGAUUACCUCUAGGAUUAUUAAAAGAUUUAAGAGCUGUUAGCCGAGCCAGUACUAUUUGUGUGUGUUUUUAUGUUGUAUUUAUCUUAUAUGUAUUGGGUUUAUCUGCCCCUAAUUUAUUAACUGGUGCCUGGUAUCCUAAAGUUCAUUUUUGGAAAGCAGAUGGACUGUUUGAAACUUUGCCUAUUUUUUCAUUUUCAUUCGGUUGUCAAACGCAGUUGUUUAUAUUAUAUGAUGCCCUACCAGAACCUUCAUUAAAAACAGUCAAUGGUAUUACUAGUAGUGCAAUAAAUCUCUGUGCUGUGGCUUAUUUAUUGAUGGGAUUUUUUGGUUACAUUGCCUUUCAUGAAGAUGUGAUCACUGGAGACAUCAUUAAGCUGUUUCCUAAUACAUUAUUUGCUGACAUAAUGAAGCUAGGAUUUGUGAUAUCUACAGCCAUUACCAUUCCUUUGAUAAUUUUCCCUUGUAGAGUCAGUUUAUAUAACUUGCUCUUCUCACAAGUAAGGAUCCAUAUUCCAGAAAUCCAUUUUAAAGUUUUAACUUUAUUAAUUGUAUUAGGACCUAUGAUAGUUGGAAUUCUAGUUCCCAAUGUUGAAUUUAUUUUGGGAUUCAAUGGAGCCACAAUGGGAACAUUAAUGUGUUUUGUAUUUCCUGCCAUGUUUUUUCUGAAAGUCAAUAAAGGUGAAUCAAGAGGAAUUGCUCAGGUAUUUUAUAUUUUCUUCUUAAAUCUAUCAUAA
Molecule: messenger RNA, 1131 nt
Organism: Lottia gigantea (owl limpet)
Lineage: Eukaryota; Metazoa; Mollusca; Gastropoda; Lottiidae
Exons: 9
Coding region: 1-1131 (376 amino acids)
Biological process (GO): amino acid transmembrane transport
Molecular function (GO): amino acid transmembrane transporter activity
Source: RefSeq, a predicted model, not a curated record